This is a messenger RNA of Egretta garzetta (little egret), 1372 nucleotides long. Its product is annotated as rho guanine nucleotide exchange factor 15-like. The transcript has 3 exons. Gene Ontology annotation, molecular function: NAD+ poly-ADP-ribosyltransferase activity; NAD+-protein-arginine ADP-ribosyltransferase activity. The record is from RefSeq and is a predicted model, not a curated record. Bases 1 to 1188 code for a protein of 395 amino acids. Lineage: Eukaryota; Metazoa; Chordata; Aves; Pelecaniformes; Ardeidae.
AUGGUUGGAGGCCGUGUUGGGCACAGCCACCAUGGAAUGCUGGAGUUUUUGAUUCUGGGCGAAGUCAGGAGAGGGGUCAGCAGAAGGGCUCCCUUGGACUGCCCGAGGGCAGGCUUGGGCCAGUUCAGGAGCCUGAUCUCCAGAGUCCCCUGGGAGGCCAUCCUGAAGGGCGAAGGAGUCCAGGAAGGCUUCAAGAAGACAAUCUUCAAUGCGCAGGAGCGGGCCGUCCCCAUGUGCCAAAAGAUGAGCCGGCAGGGAAGAAGAGCGGCCUGGCUGAACAGAGAGCUUUGGCUGCAAGGGCAGGACUUUGCACCCGUGGAGCUCCGGGAGGUUCCUGCUGGCCCAUUUCCCCAGCCCAGCCAGGCCCCUCUGGACACCAGCACACCCACCGGGCUGCCAGCACUGCGGUGGGAGCACGCAGUUGCGCUCCUGGCGUACACCCUGCCGGGCCCCCUGUACCAGGCGUUCAACGCCGCCGUGCGCGAGGCCGGGCGCUCCCGCGAGGAAUACCUGAACAACUUCCACUUCAAGGUGCUGCAUUUCCUCCUGAGCGAGGCCCUGCGUGCCCUGCGAGAUGCCCGGCCCCCACGCUGCCACCACGUCUACCGGGGUGUCCAGGGCAUCCGCUUCACUGCCCAGCACCACCAGUCCGUCCGCUUUGGCCAGUUCACCUCCACCUCCCUCCGCAACGAGAGCAUCCAGUCCUUUGGCCAGGACUCCACCUUCAGGGUGGAGACCUGCUACGGUGUCCCCAUCAGGAACUUCUCCUUCUUCCCCAAGGAGGAGGAGGUCCUCAUCCCACCCUUUGAAGUCUUCAAAGUCACCAACGUCACCCGUGAUGGGGACAGACCCAUCAUCCACCUCCGCUCCCAGAACACGAGCAGCACCUACAACUGCGAGCUGGUGAAAGGUGACGUCCCCAGGGCAUGGUCCCUCCCCACCGCUGGGAUGCAGGGGCUGGGGGGCAGUGUGGCGUGGCACAGCGUGGCACAGCACGGCACGGCAUGGCAUGGCACGAGAUAUUGUGGCAUGGCACAGCCCGGCACGGCAUGGGAUGGUGCGGGACAGUAUGGCAUGGCACAGCACAGUGCAGCACGGCAUGGCACAGUGGGGGACAGCAUGGCAUGGCAUGGCAUGGGACAGCGUGGCGUGGCACAGCGUGGCACAGCACGGCACGGCACGGCAUGAGAUAGCGUGGCAUGGCACAGCCCGGCAGGGUACGGCACAGUGCAGCACAGCAUGGCGUGGCACAGGACGGCACGGCACGGCAUGGCAUGGUGUGGCACUGUGCAGCACAGAAUAGCAUAACACAGCGUGGCACAGCCCGGCACGGCAUGGCACGGCACAGCGUGGCACGGCACAGCGUGGCACA